CCUACCCGCCCUUUGCUCAUCUCUCUCUCAUCAUCAAGCACACUUUCAUCGACGAUGCGUUAACGGUCGAAGCGCCAGAAAAACAAAAUAAUAACAAAAUAUCUUCCAAUUUCUGUUUAUUUUUAACCUUUUUCCUGUUAGCCAGCCAACUAAGUUAGUGAAGGUCAAGUUUUACGGCAUCAUGACAGGAAUCCAGCCAAUGCCCUGCCCUGUGCUCCUGGGCACUGUAAAAAGCGGUGGUUUACCAGCCCUCCUGCACAAAUACACAAUUGAGAAAAGGGUUCCAAAAGUGGAGAAAAUCCUUAAGAAAGGUGUGGAUGUUGACAGUAUAAACCACCUCGGGCAGACACCACUUUUUUGUGCCUCACUCCUCGGUUUUGCUAACGUAGCAGAGAAGCUUCUGGAGUAUGGAGCAAACCCAAAUCACCGCUGUACUGACUUGAGUACCCCUGUACAUGCUGCGGUUUUCUCAUGUAACCCCCGGCUGCUGAGUUCACUGCUGGAUGCUGGUGGUGACCUGCGUCUCCAUGACGAUAAGGGCCGGACACCUAGAGACUGGGCAGAGGCAGGCGCUCAGGAGGACAGCCCAAGGAUGCUUGCUUUCCUAAAAAGGUGUGAAUCUCAAAUGCAAAGCAUGUUGCAGACACAUUUACCCAGGAAUGUCCAAGGCACCCCUACCUCCUCUAAGAGUCUGCUGACCUCACUAUCCCCACUCAAACUUUUACGACCUUGGGGAAAUGGGAUUGCCCCUGAAAAUAAAUUAUGUGCUAAAUCACCUGCCUGUGAUAUGGGAAUGAUGUGUUUUGGCUAUGGAAAGUUACGCAUUGAGAGGCCUGUGCUGAGCCUGGGAUUGGUCGGUUCAAUGUCCCUGAUAAGUGACUCUGACCUGGGUCAGGCUGAGGAUGAACCCCUCAAUUCCUUUAUGUGUGGAUCUUUUCUACGUAUGACCAACUACAGCUGGAAAGGAUGCCGUGUCACUGUUAAAGAGCUGCAUGAUCACAUUUUGCACCAGCGUGAAGGACAUGAUGGUCUCAUGGACGUACUUAUUACUGAGAAGAAAUAUUGCUGUCAGUUGUCUCACCCCCACCUGCUUUUGCUCAUGGCAGUGAGUAUAUCCACUGACCUGGACCAUAUCAGACUGGUCUAUGAGAGAGUAAAUGUGGGCUCAUUGUUCAGUCUACUGCAUCAGAGGAGAGAGGAGUUUCCUCUACUGCAGGUGGCUGAUCUGUUAACAGUGGUACUGCAGGUGUGUGAGGUGUUAAUGUACCUGCACGGUCGAUCUCUUGUGCUCCGGGCCCUUUCUUCACAUAAUGUGCUCAUAGUGCACCCUGGAGUUGCCAAAGUUACAGGCCUUGGCUUCAUGGUGCCCAGCGAGGGAAUUUGCCCGUAUGCUCCGCCUCCUGCUCCUCUGCCCCUCAGCCUGAUCAACUGGGCAGCUCCAGAGGCGAUUAAAUGUAAAGCCUGCACAGGAAAAGCUGAUAUCUAUAGUCUGUGUGCCCUGAUACAGGAGAUCUAUACAGAUGCUGUGCCAUGGGGUUCCACUGACCCACAUUGCAUAAAAAAGUCAGUAGAGCUCGGUCAGGCUCUGAUAGCUCACCCUGCUGUGCCUAAGCCGUAUUCCCAGUACCUGGAGAUAGGCUUUCAACACAGAGCCCAGGACAGGACCAGUACCCUGAAGGAUCUGUGCUUCAUGCUUCGCUGUGACAUCAGAGAGAUAAGAAGCGAAAAUAAGAGAAGUGGAUGGUACUCCUGGUCUGCCUUUCAGAGCAUCCCUGAAUGGAGCACUGAGUUUAAUCACACAAGAGAUUGUGAUAAACCAGUAUAUAACGAAACCCAGGAACUCAUGCAUUGCCUGGAGAGAGAAACAAAUGAGACUCACAGAGUCCACACAGAGGAAGAAGAGUCCACCACAGACCCCGAUGACCUCCACUGGGACGUCUCACAGCAUGACAUCGCUUAUUUACACAAGUGGCCCAUGUCCCAUGAUGCAUCACUUAAAGAGCCGGCUUGUUUUGACUGUAGCGAUACAGAAAAGGAUCUGGCAACUGUCAAUCAGUCCAUCGCAAACCAUAUCGGCUCCAUUGUUCUCAACCUUAAAGUGUCUCAGGUGCUCUUGCAGCAGGCCGAGCAGAGUCUGGAUAAUGCAGAGAGAGCCCAGGUGAAUGUCCCGUGCUUUGACGAGGUGGAUACUGGGAAAUUUGAGAUGGUUGUGGGGAAAGUUAACAAGGAAAAUGAGAGCAGUGGUGUUUGGAAGGCAUUAGGGCCCCCAUCCAGAAGUUAUACACCCGGAUGGACAAUCGAUGGAGAUGAAGAGGUCAGUCAGUACAGCUCGGCUCAAGAAGACAGCUUUGACAGCGGGAGCUAUCCGAGGAGUCUCCAGGAGGAAAAAUAUGACUUGAAGAGAGUGGGAGGAACAGAGAGAGGACAGCAGCAGACAGGAUCUCAGAAGUCUGAGAGGUUGUACAUGCAGCUUGGGCUGUCUGAGCCUCGGAAAGACAACACAUAUGAAGGAAAAUACCAAGCAAACCCUACGUGGACCAGUGAGGUUAGUGAAGUGGUGGCCCAAAUGACACGUGGGCGACUGGGUGCACAGCUGGGUGCUGUAGGCAGCAGUGACAGUGACGACAUAGAGAAGCAACAGCUCCACCUACAGGGCUGGCAGGGACACUGUACCCAAUACAACUUAAAAAGCUGUGAGGAAUCUGAGACCCGGGAAAGCAGCGAUCUGGAGCAACUGUUUAAGAGUUUUGCUGGUAUUAAGAGUGAUAGUGAGGAGAGCACAAACUUUCACACUACGAACCCCACUUUUGAUGUAAAUAAUAGAGAGCUGGAGGCCCAAAAAGAGGAGGUUGAUGGUUCAGAAUCUGACUAUGCUCAAUCACCUGUCGAGCCAAAUACUGUGUAUUACACACCCAGACAUCACAUGUCUGACAGCUCCACUGGUGAAGAGCACUCUCAGUCACUGAGCUCAGAAUUGGACAUUACAGUGGAGGUUUGUCAACCCACCACCACAGCUCCAGCAGAGGAUAAACAGACCACAGAAACCAGUCUCAGUGAAUACCAGCCUGGUCAAGACACAAAGGAAACAGAGUCUGAAUCCAUUACUCCCGUGCAAAGUUUGCCAGACAUGGCUGAGAUUGCAGAUCUUUCCAGCAUCUCUCAUUCCCCAACCCAGCACCAAGAGUGGGUGGGGCCAACAGGAGCCACUUCACAGAGUAGAGGACAUCGACCCUGCAACAGUACCCCACGCAGCCCAAGAAGUCGUAGAAUGUACCGCCGAAAUGUGCAGGUGGGUACUGAGCAUCUUCCUCAGCUUCAGAGCCUUUUGGAUACUUUACCCUGGGGCAGUGCUCCUUCCCAAACUCUCUGCACUGACAGUUCAGGAGACAACACCACAACAAGUGUCUCUGCAUCCAGCAUCUUACAGUCUCCAGCAGUCAGAAACAUCUCUAAGGAGAACACAGACUCUCCCAGCAGCGCUAAUGCAGAAUUCACCACUGCCAGCUCUGGAGCCAAACACACCACAGAGAGCAGCCAGGGGGACGGUGAAGAGAUUGAGCAUCCUGUUGACGCUCCAGGUGAGACUGGGAUUCAUCCAGAGUCGGAGAACCAGAAGCAGUCAGGAAGCAUCACCUGCAUCUCAGAUGAACCUAAAUCAUCGGACCAGGCUCCAAACAGCGACAAUUUGUCUUUGAUGAAUGGGGAAGAAAAAGAGAAAUGUGUUGAGUAUGAUGAAGGAGAGGGUGUUGGUGAGGAGCUGUUAGAUUCUGAACACCAACAGCCCGGCAAUGAGGACAUUGCAGAAGGGAAAGAAGGGUGUGAGGAUGAAGCCCCAUGUCAGACACACGACCAAGAUCCAGAUCUCAACUCAGCAAAUGUGGACAGCAAUGCAAACUCUCAAAAGAACACUGAUAAGAGUUAUGAUGAUACAGAAAGGGCUCAUUCCACUCUCGAUGAGGAACUACAGAGAAUGCUUUUAGAAAAAGCUAACACACACUUCAGCACCCCGUUUUUCAAGUCUGACAUGAAAGGAGAUGUUAAAGAAGACACCGUCUGUUCAGGGGACUACAUGGAAACAGCAGAAAGUGUGAGUGAACUGAGAGAGAAGCUGGAGGCAGCUGAUAAAGGAGUCUUUAAUCAUCCUCACAGGGUUCUUGAGCAGACGCCUUUGAAAAGCCAAAGUUAGUCAAACCACACUAAUAAAAAGUUAAAAGGUAGACUGAUGCUGUUAUUAAAUGUUUUUGCAUCAGAAUUGUUUGUUUUAGUUGGCUCAGGCACUUAGUUUGUUCCUAUGUUGAAUUUGCUUUUCAUGAAAGAAUAUAUAAGA
This is a messenger RNA of Misgurnus anguillicaudatus (oriental weatherfish), 4327 nucleotides long. RefSeq names its product testis expressed 14, intercellular bridge forming factor (gene tex14). NCBI's taxonomy places the organism in Eukaryota, Metazoa, Chordata, Actinopteri, Cypriniformes, Cobitidae. Gene Ontology annotation, biological process: mitotic sister chromatid separation; mitotic spindle assembly checkpoint signaling; protein phosphorylation. The record is from RefSeq and is a predicted model, not a curated record. Gene Ontology annotation, cellular component: kinetochore; midbody; intercellular bridge. Gene Ontology annotation, molecular function: ATP binding; protein binding; protein kinase activity.